Ostrea edulis (European flat oyster) is the source of this 2928-nucleotide messenger RNA. Its product is annotated as phosphatidylinositol 3-kinase catalytic subunit type 3-like. Bases 82 to 2751 code for a protein of 889 amino acids. Gene Ontology annotation, molecular function: 1-phosphatidylinositol-3-kinase activity. The transcript has 23 exons. Gene Ontology annotation, biological process: phosphatidylinositol-mediated signaling; autophagy of peroxisome; autophagosome assembly. NCBI's taxonomy places the organism in Eukaryota, Metazoa, Mollusca, Bivalvia, Ostreida, Ostreidae. The record is from RefSeq and is a predicted model, not a curated record. Gene Ontology annotation, cellular component: phagophore assembly site; peroxisome; cytoplasm.
AAAACUUGUUUAAACAAUUGUAGUCAGAAAUGCCUCAGCAAGAGUUUUGUAGAUCAGGGGAAAAAAAAUGAACUAUUCAGUAUGAUGGGGGAGAUGAAUGAUAGAUUUUACUAUGUGUAUAGUUGCGACCUCGAUGUAAACUUGCAGAUAAAAAUAGGGACACUUGAAGGAGAGAGACAGCGACCAGACUACAAGGAUCUCCUGAAUGAUCCCAUGCUGAAGUUUUCCGGGGUGUAUGGAGAUGGAUGUUCAGAUUUAUUUGUCACCUGCCAGGUGUAUGCUGAUGGCCACCCUCUGUCUCUGUCCAUGAGCACAUCUUACAAGGCAUUCAGCACCAGGUGGAAUUGGAAUGAAUGGCUAACACUUCCAGUUAAGUACAGUGACCUGCCUAGGAAUGCCGUUCUGUGUCUGACAAUACAGGACAUUUAUGGAACAAAUAAGUCAAUCCCCGUUGGCAGCACAACCAUUCCCCUAUUUGGUAAAAGAGGAACAUACAGGCAAGGCAUGCAUGACUUGAAGGUGUGGACAAACACCCUCCCGGACCCAAACGUGAAUUCUGCCACCCCAGGGAAAAUAAAAGACAAUAAGGACCAAAUGAGCAAACUAGCCAAGCUGAGCAAGAAACACAGAGAUGGGCACAUGUUAAAAGUGGAUUGGCUGGACAGACUAACAUUCCGUGAGAUUGAAAUGAUCAACGAAAAACAGAAGAGGGACUCCAAGUUCAUGUACCUGAUGAUUGAGUUUCCCUUCAUACAUUAUGAUGAUGUGGAGUACACGGUUGUCUAUUUUGAGAAGGAUGGAGAUGAACCAUUUGUUUUCAAAACAAUAGCGGAACUAGUCCAAGUCCCCGACCCUGAAAUUGACAUGGAAAAUCUAGUGGAAAGUAAGCACCAUAAAUUGGCCAGAAGUCUGAGAAGUGGCCCAACAGAUCGGGACAUGAAGCCUGAUGCCAAAACCAGGGAUCUGCUCAAUGAAAUUGUCCGGUAUCCACCCACAAAAUCUCUCACAUCAGAGGAGGAAGAUUUGGUAUGGAAGUUCCGGUUCUAUCUGUGUAACCAGAAAAAGGCUCUGACAAAGUUUCUAAAGUGUGUGAACUGGAAACUCCCUCAGGAGUCUCGUCAGGGAAUUGAGCUGUUAACCCGCUGGAGCCCCAUGGAUGUGGAGGAUGCAUUGGAGCUCCUGUCUCCUACCUUCUCUCACCCUACAGUCAGGAAGUAUUCUGUCUCCAGACUCAGGCAGGCUGACGAUCAGGAUCUCUUGCUGUAUUUGCUGCAGUUGGUACAGGCUUUGAAGUACGAAGACUUUGAUGAGAUAAUGAGCCACAACGACAGUGUAUCAGAAAGGAAAGAUUCUCUGCAUGAAUUGGCUGUUACAGAUAAAAGCAGAACUACCAGUGGUCUUUCUCAUGCAUCUUCCAAUGAGUCCAUCAUUGAUGCCUUAGGUAGAUCAUCGCCAUCUCAGCUGGAGAGUCCGGAGUCCAAACUGGAGAGAGAGAUGGAUUUAACCAGCUUUCUGAUCUCCAGGGCGUGUAACAAUUCCUCUCUUGCCAAUUAUUUAUACUGGUAUUUAUCUGUGGAAUGUGUAGAUCCUAAUGGCCUAGAUAUAAAAGAUUCGAAGGUGACCAAAAUGUACCAGCACGUCUUGAAGAGAUUCUCUCAAGCACUGUUCAAGGACAGUACUGAGUCCAGGCAGAGGCGGUCUAUGAUUGCUCGGCAGCAGACGUUCAUAGAUAGACAGGUGGAUCUAGUCAAAUCUGUGAUGAGAGAAAGUGGUAACAGAAAGAAAAAGAUAGAGAGGUUACAGGCCUUGUUACAUGAUGCGGAGGCAUGUAAGUUUGACUUCUCUAAUUUCGAGCCACUGCCACUACCACUAGAUCCAGACAUCAAGGUGUGUGGAAUUGUAGCAGAAAAGGCAACACUUUUUAAGAGCAAUUUAAUGCCCUGUAAAUUUGUCUUCAAACUGGUGGAUGGUGGAGAAUAUACAGUGAUGUUUAAACAUGGAGAUGACUUGAGGCAGGAUAACCUCAUUCUGCAGAUCAUCACAUUGAUGAAUAAGUUGUUAAUGAGAGACAAUUUGGAUUUGAAGUUGACUCCAUAUAAAGUUCUUGCAACCAGCUGUAAGCAUGGUUUUGUUCAGUUCGUGGAGUCAGUGGCUGUGGCCGAGGUUCUAAAUCAGUACACAGGGAUACAGAAUUUCUUCAGAACCCAUGCUCCGUGUGAAAACACACCCUAUGGGUUUCAGCCCGAAGUCAUGGACAAUUUUGUGAAGAGUUGUGCUGGGUACUGUGUGAUAACGUACCUGUUAGGAGUUGGAGAUCGCCAUUUUGACAAUUUGUUGCUGACUAAAACAGGAAAGUUAUUCCAUGUAGACUUUGGCUAUAUACUAGGACGAGACCCCAAGCUUCUUCCUCCUCUGAUGAAACUGACAACAGAAAUGAUUGAUGGGAUGGGCGGUUCUAACUCGGAACAUUUUCAUGAUUUCAAAAAACUCUGCUACACAGCUUUCCUUGCAAUUCGAAGGUCUUCCAACUUGAUUUUGAACCUGUUCUCAUUGAUGGUUAGUGCCAACAUUCCAGAUAUCGCAAUCGAGCCAGACAAGACUGUCAAAAAGGUACAAGACAAGUUUGUGCUCCACCUGACUGAUGAAGAGGCGGUACAGUACAUGCAGAAUGUGAUUGAUGGCAGCGUCUCAGCCAUGAUGCCAAUCCUGGUAGAAAGGUUCCAUACCAUAGCACAGAAAUGGAGGAAAUAAAGAUGUUAAACUGUGGACAGGACAUGUGUGAUGAGGGGAGUGCAAUAUCUUGUUGAUAUCUUUUCAUUUUCUUGCAAACUUUGUGGUACAAACCUUGAAAUUUUGCGGUUAUGAAUGACUUGAUAAAAUGUUUUUGACAAAUUUAUUUUGAAAAUUGGAAUAAAAGAAUUUCCUAUA